UAGAAGGAUAGCUAGCUCGCUACUAGUAGCAAGCAGCUAACAUUCUGUUGGAUUCAGCUAACAUUCGAGUCAACUCAUCGGCAAAAUAAUGAAUUUACUACCAUCCAACCCACACGGGAACGGACUUCUUUAUGCUGGAUUUAACCAGGACCAUGGGUGCUUUGCAUGUGGGAUGGAGAACGGAUUCCGAGUGUACAACACAGACCCUCUCAAAGAGAAGGAGAAACAAGUCAGUUUGUUUGCAGUAAAUCAGGCCAUUUUGCUGCACACAGGAACACAACAUUGUGGCAGCGAGACCCAAGAGUUCCUGGAGGGCGGGGUUGGCCACGUAGAGAUGCUGUUCAGGUGUAACUACCUAGCGCUGGUCGGAGGAGGGAAGAAGCCCAAGUAUCCGCCCAACAAAGUCAUGAUCUGGGAUGACCUGAAGAAGAAGACGGUUAUAGAGAUCGAGUUCUCGACAGAGGUCAAAGCCGUGAAGCUCAGGCGAGACAGGAUCGUGGUGGUUUUGGACUCCAUGAUCAAAGUGUUCACCUUCACACACAACCCCCAUCAGCUGCACGUGUUUGAGACCUGCUACAACCCCAAAGGGCUGUGCGUGCUCUGUCCCAACAGCAACAACUCCCUGCUGGCCUUCCCCGGGACUCACUCUGGCCACGUGCAGAUCGUGGACCUGGCCAACACGGAGAAGCCUCCGGUAGACAUUCCUGCCCACGAGGGGGCGCUGUGCUGCAUUGCCCUCAACCUGCAGGGCACCCGGAUAGCCACUGCCUCCGAGAAGGGGACCCUGAUCAGGAUAUUCGACACCUCGGCAGGUCAGCUGAUCCAGGAGCUGAGACGAGGCUCUCAGGCAGCGAACAUCUACUGCAUCAACUUCAACCAGGACGCGUCCCUCAUCUGUGUGUCCAGUGACCAUGGCACGGUGCACGUGUUUGCUGCGGAGGACCCCAAGAGGAACAAGCAGUCCAGCCUGGCCUCCGCCAGCUUCCUGCCUAAAUACUUCAGCUCCAAGUGGAGCUUCUCCAAGUUCCAGGUCCCUUCAGGGUCGCCCUGCGUCUGUGCCUUUGGAACCGAACCCAACGCCGUCAUAGCCAUCUGUGCUGACGGCAGCUACUACAAGUUCCUGUUCAACCAGAAGGGGGAGUGUUCCCGCGACGUGUACGCCCAGUUCCUGGAGAUGACCGACGACAAGAUCUGACCUUCGACCUCCUGCAGGCGGACUCGUGUGCAGGCUGGUUAGUUUAGAGGAGGCGGCGGCGGUGGAGGAGGAGGAGGGCUGUUUCUGUGCUCCUCCCCUCUCGGUGCUGACAGACUCUGCAGGGGAGCGUCAGGGACAUGGACACAGCCUGGAAACCACGGCAACAGGGACAGGGGGGGAGGGUUGAGGGAGGAAAGAGACACUCGGAGAGGUGGGACGGGUUGUCUCCCCGGCUCUGAGCUGGUCAGACUGUCCUAGGACCACCAAGAGGACAGACACAGGAGAACUGACUCUUAUUUGAGCCCCCCCCCCUCCCCCAGGCUUCUGUAACCAAGCUACAAACGGGAAGAAGAAAAAAAAAAAAAAUAAUUAAAAGAGGAAAACUAUUUUUUGGAAAGGACAAAGGUAUUCUUUUUAAUGAUGUCUUCCGUGGGAAUUUUACGCUGGAAUACCAUGGUUAUUGAAAAGAAAUGAGUAGUGGUGAUCCUGAUGGGUAACUGAAGAGAAACUAUUCUUGACUAACACCACCUAACCUAAAAGUAGGGAGUGCCUGCCAACUGAAUCAAAAGUGGAGUGUGCGUGUGUAUAUACUCACGUGUGUGUGUGUUUGUAUAUAUAUAUAUAUGUGUAUAUGUAAUAUACAAGUCACUUCUGUGGUAAUAUUGCAAAGCAGGAUGCAGGAAGUGGCCAGUGGACUUUGAUAAACAGAUGGAGACAAGUAUUUUGGCUUUCUGCAGUUCAGUAUUACUUGGCCUGUUCCUGGCUCGUGUAAGGACGCGGGAUGAAUGUGGGGGGCCUGUUCCAACUAGUUUUCCAGAAGUAUCCGUCUGUGCUCUUGCUUUGCGAAGGCCGUCUUAGUAGCGUUAGUUUGAUCUUAUAUUCACUGUGUGCACACUCGAUACGGCAGAUGUCACCUCCAUAGACUGUAUAGAGUAGACAAGGGGGAACAAAUUGUCAAAAUGGUUAAAAAUGUUGGUUUUUCGUUCCAUAUUCAUGUUUCUGCCCCCCUCACCCCACCCUGUGUAUUUGUGCAAUAAGAUUUAUUUUCCCCAAGAGAGAUGGAGGGGGCUUAGGCGGUAACUUAUUCUACGUAUUUGUACCUGCUCGUGGACUCCCCGAAGGAAACAGACGGAACCAAAUGGAAGCACUGAUUUUGUUUUCUGAGACGAGGAUUGAAACAUGUAUAUUAACGUCCACGAACAAAAUAUGGUCUGUCACCGUUUAACCAUUGGAAUACAUCAUCAUAACUUGAUUAAAUCAAAGUCCAGUCUCUCCCAUGUUUGUUUGAACAGUGACGUCAUCUCUUCCUGUCUUAACUCCCUGCUGGGUGUGAGGUGUUGCUGGAUGAUGUAGUCUUUUCAGCGCUGUAGUUCACCGGCGAGUCCAGCACGGAUGACAACUGCUCCCUCUUGAUGACGACACACCUGGUCAGGUGGUGGGCCUCAUGUAGAUGUGGUCAGGUGUCUGACUGAGAGGCUAACUGAUCUUGGCUGGAUUUGCCAGAUUCGUUAAGAAGCUCUUAACGCUAAGAGCUUCUUAAGAGCGUUCCUAGAACGUUCCUAAGAAGCUUUUGGCGUUAAGGGAUUCUUAACGAAUCUGGGAAACCCGGCCCUUGUUAGAAAACUGGUGUCUGGCAGGCCCUGGAGAGAGCUGGACAGAGAACAGGAAGCUAGCAGGGUGCCUCACAGGAACCAGUCACACUGAGGGAAAAUGUCUGCAGUCAAACAGAUUGUGUGUCGAAACCAGUGGCUGUCCAGGCUGCUGUGAUCCCUCUACUUACGCCCGUCACUUUUUUGCUCUUGUUUAUCUCUACUUUGUACUUAAAUCUUUCAGUUGGGUGUUCAUUGGAGAUGUCAUCAGCAUAUUUUUUUUUACUCAGCUCUGAUUGUAAAUGUGUGUGUGGUGCACUUUGAAACCCCACAAUUCUAAUCGGGAUGAAACAUACUCAAACACUACGCUGCCAUGGCGACACAGUAAUGUAAAAAUGAUUGUAAAAUACAUCAUUUGUGAA
Molecule: messenger RNA, 3206 nt
Organism: Hypomesus transpacificus
Lineage: Eukaryota; Metazoa; Chordata; Actinopteri; Osmeriformes; Osmeridae
Gene: wdr45b
Product: WD repeat domain 45B
Exons: 11
Coding region: 89-1195 (368 amino acids)
Biological process (GO): protein localization to phagophore assembly site; autophagy of mitochondrion; protein lipidation
Cellular component (GO): phagophore assembly site membrane; cytosol; extrinsic component of membrane
Molecular function (GO): phosphatidylinositol-3-phosphate binding; phosphatidylinositol-3,5-bisphosphate binding; protein binding
Source: RefSeq, a predicted model, not a curated record